AUGCCUCCGACAGUCGUUCCUCUAAACCUGAUCCAGCUGGAUGGUAGGACAGGUGACGAAGGGGCGAGUGGCCGGAGCAUUACUACAUGUUGGCAGCGUUGUGGGAUCGAAAAGCACUCUUAUAGGUUGCAGACAUUUUUUCUUCUUCUGGUAAACAGUUAGGCAUCAUGGAAGGCGGAGCCCCCACAUGAAAAUACAAUGCUAACGUUGGAUCAAUGGGGGCCGGGUGGAGAGAGUAACUCUCUUCCUACUGCAGCAGACCCCCCCCCAACUUCCGAGUCCCAAAGCGGAUUCCUCCUCCUGGUUUUCGGCGGAUUCCGAGGAGGAAGAGGGACUGGCAGACGCCAGCCAAUUAAGAACUGCUCGGACGGGUGGGUGAGAGUCCUGCAACUCUCAAAGAGCAAUGGGUGCGUUGUUUAAUCAACAAUUGUCACCUCGUGAGAAAGUGGAAGCUGGGAUGGCCUCUACACGUCCUAGAGGAAACUAUCUUGUCGAUGCUGAGCCGAAAGAAAUGGAAUUUUCAGCCGGUGAAGCUGUGGAGUGGGUGCCAGAUCCAGUUCAAGGAGGAUUUCGGUGCCGGGAGAAAUUUCCCAGAAUGGGCCAGUCCAUCAUUAUGGGCCCAAGAACCAGCCGGAUGGCCUAUGAGUAUUGAGACUUGCCACAACAACAACAAAACGCAUCUGUAAGAAACUGCAAUCUGGAGCGUCCAUCGCGCAACAGUCGCAGAUCAGUGAGACGGCGUUCGCCUAGCCCAAUCCAGGUCUACUCGCCAGGAAGAGCUUGGGACACCUGUGCGACGGUACGAGGAGGUUGAACCUCACACCAAACCCUUGCGUGGAUACGCAGAGGAGGACUGCCAGUGUCCGAAUGGGCAGGCGCCUUGUUAUUGUUAUGCUCCAAAGUAUGACUACAGCCCAGAGCCACGAGGAGUAAUUGCCAGACCGUCUCCUCCAGGGCUUGCUCUGAGCAACCUUAAUUGGAGGGCAUUCCCUAAAUACCAACCCCCCACCAAUGUGUUGAGUUACUUGACUCUCUUUGAAAUGACUUCCUGCUUACCCAUGGACAUUGUGGAAGCGCAGAAAACCUCUCUGAGGUUUUUCGAGCAGUGUGGGGGCUCCGGGAGCGGCGCAAGGGCACUGCACACCCCCAAACCUCAAGGUGAAUCUCCUUGGGGGACAGGGGCAUCCAGCAGCGUUACAGCUGCUCUACUGUUUUCUUGAGUUGUUUUUUUUUUUACAGCCUGAGAGCGGGACGGAGUGGCGGAUGCAAAAGGGAAGCACCCCCACCCCCGCACUGAGCUGUCUCUAGCUUCUAUUGAAAGCGGUAAACUUCCAAAACUUAAAUGGACUGAAUCUAAAGCAACUACAGGAUGUUUUUAUCCCGAAAAAUUUGAAAGAAAACUUGAAGAUUCAGAUGCUGUGGAAUAUAAAAUAGGGAGUCCAUCCCAGCAGCGGAGAGGAAAUGGCGCAGAGAUAAAAAGUUGCAAGAACAAAGAAGAAAAGGCUCCUGCUGAGUGAGUACAAAAGCUAAAGUCCUCUGCAACAAUGUGCCGAGGCAAAGGAUUAAUUUGAAACAAAAGACUGAAAGGAGUCAAAUAGAGACUUUGUAUUGCCUUUUUGGAGGUUGUAUAUGAGGAAGACAGGCUCCACAAAUGGGAAAAGGACUAAAGAUUUAAAAGACUUAAAAAAAUAGAUCCAAUUAAAGAGGUAACUUAAAGUGGUAAAGAAGGCUUGAAUUUAAGAACUUUAUUGUUUUUAUCAUGCCCUCUGUUCCAGCAGCUAAUCUACGCUUACAGUGGUAUAUGUUAUAAACAUUUAUUCCCCCUUAAUUUAUAUUCUACAUUUACUGUGAGAAAAGAAAAAAUUGGGGGGGCGGGGGAGAACCCGUUCCGCUGACGUUUCCCUUUUUUCCUUCUUCUACCUUCCCCAUGAGGAUUAAGCCAACAAGAGGCUAAGAAAAAAUAAUUAAAAUUAGAAUUUUAAUUUUGGGUUUUGAUAUUUGGAUAUUGGGCUUGGACAUAAUCUGUUACGCUCUAAUGGAUUAAGCCAGCAAGAGGGUAAAGAAGAGGGAAAAUAAAAAUUUGGAAUUUAGUUUCUGGAACUGGGGAACUUUGAAAUUUGGACUUUAAGUAUUGGCAAGUAUAGAGAUUUGGAACCACAAGGCUUGGUCUUCUUUUUGUGUGUGUGUUUAUAUUGUGAUGGAUUAGGCCUGCAAGUGGCUGAAGGAUAUUGAGAAACUGAGUCAAGAAUUAUAAAAAGAUUAGAACAGAAGAGAACUCUCAAAUUAAACUAUAAUUGGGACAAUUUGAUAGAACCCCUUAAGUAACUCUUAAUGUUAUUAAUUUUAUUAAUUUGAUUGAUUGCAAAAGAUGCUUUAAACCCUGAGAUAAUUAAUGUGGAUUGGGAGGGGGAGAGAUAAAAGCGCAUAGUUGUGGAAGGAAAAGAGUGUGAGGGGGACAUCUAGAGGUAUAGAGUGUAUUUGCAGGUUCAGAGUGUUUAUGCAUGUUAAGAUCAGAUGGUGUACUGCCAAGGGCUAUCUUGGUUAUAUAUAUUUUGAAGGUGUUAUAUUGCGGAAGGUACUCUGCCUAGAGGUCAAAACUGGUUAGUACAGUACCAGAAACAAAUUGAAUUUUACUGAAUUUUAUUGUAGGUAUACAGAAGUAUUGUAAUUGAUUAUAAUGUCAGGGGAAAAUGGGGAAAAGAUUGGGGAGACCCCAGGAGAAAGGAAAAUCUCUAGACAAGAAGAAAUUAAAGAUUUGGACAAUUUGUGGUUGAAGAUGAAGGAAGAAUUCAAACAAAAUGAACAACACAUGGAGAAAAAGUUAGGAGAGGUUCAGGCAAUAUUGGAUAAAAAAAUAGAAUGGGUGGUAGGGAAACUUUCAAAUAAAAUGCAAGAUUUGACAGUUACAUCGAAGACAAUUGAAGAAUCAACCAAAAGAAUUCAAAAAGAAGUGAAGGAAAAUAAAGAGACAGAGAAGAUUAAGGAGGAAAUGGGUGAUCUGAAUAAAACCCAGGAGCAGCUCUGGGACAGUUUAGCUAUGUUGGAGAUGAGACAGAAACAAUUGAAUCUGAAAUUUAGAGGAGUAGGGGAGGAAGUGAAUGAAAAUAUAAAAGUUAAAAUGAUCAAGGAACUGGCAAGAUGGAUGGACAUGAAAGAAGUUGUUGAAUACACAGUGGAGAACACAUUUAGAAUAAAAGUAAGAUCUCUAAAGGCUAAAUAAAAAAAAAGUACCAGGAGAUUGCCUAAUCAUAUUUAAUUCACUAGACAUGAGGAAUGCAAUAUUGAAAAUGAGUUACCAAAAAAAACCUGGUAAUUGAUGGUAGGCCUAUUAUUGUUUUUAAAGAAAUCCCCACUAGCUUUUUACGUAAGAGGGAUGGAUAUAAGCAAUUGGUGAGUGUGCUGAAAAGAAAUGGAGUACAACAUAGGUGGGAAUUCCCAGAAGGGAUUUCUUUUUACUAUAAAGACAAAAGAUUUAGGCUGACCGACAUUCAAGAAGUGAAGAAAUUCACAAGGUGAUAUGAGAGAGAGUUAGGAAAGGUAGAAGAAGACAGGCCUGCCUACAAAUCCGGAGGAAAGGAGAUUGACUCAGAAGGAGGAAGAAAGAAGGAGAGGGAGAGGGAGGAGGGAAAAGAGGAAGGGGAAGAAGAGGAAGCAGAGGAAAUAGGAGGAGAAUCUUAGGGACAAAACCACUCGAAUUUGAAUUUAAUUUUAAUUACAGCUGAUCUGAAUAUAUAUAAUAUGGAAUGUGAAUGGAUUAAAUGAGAAAUCUAAGAGAAAUAAAGUUGAGAAUCUUUUGAGGGGAAAAAACCUGACGUAAUUUGUUUACAAGAAACCCAUGUUGCUAAAAACAAACACAUUUUGAAAAACAAAAGGUUAGGCUUGGAAUUUAUUAACUCAAAUGUGAACAAGAAAAGAGGGGUGGUGUUAUAUGUUAAAGAGAAAUGGGAACCAAAAUUUAUCUGUAAAGAUGAAGAAGGGGGAGUAAUAGGGGUACAAAUUAAUUAUCAAGGGGGGAAAAUCAAUGUGGUUGCAAUUUAUGCUCCAAACACAAAGUAGAAUUUUAUAAGUUAGAAGACUGAUAGAAAUGGCUGAUCAGAAGAUAAUAUUAAUGGGAGACUGUGAUGGUGUGGUGAUGCCAGAAAUGGACAGACUAACAAAAAAGAAAAAAGCCAAACAAGGUAAAUUACCAAGGUCACUCUUCAAUCUUGUGGAAAAUUUGGACUUAAUAGAUGUUUGGAGCCUCAAACAUCCAACCACAGAGCAAUUUACUUUUUUUUCAGAGCCACAUCAAAGUUGGGGAAGGAUAGACCUAAUAUGGGCCUCAAGGGAUUUAACUCCAAGAAUAUUAAAAUGUGAAAUAUUGCCACAAACAUUAUCAGACCACAACCCCAUAAUUCUAGAGGUAAAAAGUAAUGAGCAAAGCACCUAUAGAUGGAGGAUGAAUGAAAAUCUUUUUGAGAAUUGAGAAGUAACUGAAAAAGCCAAGGAGACUUUGAAAGAAUAUUUUAAAUGGAAUUUAAAUAAAGAAACAAACCUGGACAUUGUUUGGGAUGCGAGCAAAGCUGUUAUAAGAGGUUUCCUGAUCCAACAAAAUAAUUACAGAAGAAAGUUGAAAGAAAAAAGAAAUUCUGGCCCAGUUGGAUGAGUGUGAAAAGAAAUUAACGAUAAAACCCAAAGAUGAACAGAACAAGCAAGUAAUUAAGAUGUUACAAACCCAAUUUUCGAUAUUAAUCAAGAAGUGGAAUGGAAAAUUAAAUUAAUGAGACAGAAAUUUUUUGAAUCAGCCAACAAAACAGGGAAACUCCUCGCAUGGCAAUUACGAAAAAGACAAAAACAAUGUGAUAAAUAAAAUAAAAGUAGGAGAACAUCAAACAGAAGACCCGAAGGAAAUAAAGAAAACCUUCCAGGAAUUUUAUGAAGAUCUAUAUAAGGAGAACGAAGAAUGUAGGAAAAUGGUUGUUUGUACCUACAUGACAAGAUGGAUGCCAGGAUGGGAAUUUACUAUAGUUUGACCUUUUGAUACUGCAGGCUGUGUUAGGCAUGAUGAGCGCGUGAUCGCCUCAUGCAAGGAAGGUGAUUGGUUCUUAUUGUAUGGCUUGAUAAUGGGGUGAUCCCCAUAUUUGGUGUUUGCCUUGCAUGAUGAUUGAUACACUGUUGUACUGUUCUUAAUAAAAAAUGCUGGGCUGCAGCUCCAGAGAGUUUCUUUUUCUCUCUCUCUCCUGAGGCUGCUAGACCCUUUACAAAAGGCAUCCUGGUGUGAGACUGAUUUAUUUUUGUGACGAGCAGGCCCUCGUCAUCCCUGCCCUCGUCAUUUGGUGCCCCGUGUGACUACCCUCGGACUCUUCGUUGUUUCUCAUCGUUCAGCGCUCGCCACGCGUCUUUCAUCCGCUUCGGAUCCCGGUGAGCGCUCCCUUUCCUUUGGACUUCGACUGAUUUCGGACUUCGCGUCGCUGCGGCCUUCUCAGCGUCCACCACGCCCGGCCAGGGCUUCAGGUACCGCUCAUCCUCUCCUAGGAUCCCGGUGGGUGCUCCCUUUUUUCGCUCCUUUUCAUCCUUUGUGGAUCCCUGUGAUUUUUUUUCACUACUCUUGCUAUCAUGGGGCAGUCUCUUUCAGCGCCACAAAAGAAGUUUUUGAUGAACUUAAAUUUCUUCUGGCCAGUAACAACCUUGCUGUUUCGGAUGCCGAUCUUAAGGCACUUCUUCUAGCUUUGGACACUCAUUGCCCCUGGUUUCCUCAGGAUGGCACUUUGGAUUUAAAAGACUGGGAGAAAAUAGGACAUUUUUUCCAUAACCAUCCUCAAAUUAAUGUCAAGGUUCUGCUUGCAUGGUUUAAAGUUUAUAAAGCGAUGUCCUGCCUGACACCAGCUAAUAUCCUUUUGGCUUCUUCGCCUGCUGCUUUGCCUCUUCCCUCUCCAAUUUUAUGCCAACCGUUGCCUUCUUCGAAACCACCAGUUUAUGUACCUCCUAAACCACCGGAUCUCUCUCCUUCGGUUCCUACUGUCCUGCCACCGCCUCCCUCUGCCCCUCCUCCAGCUUUUUCACCAGGGGUGCCCAACGUUGCUACCACUCCUCUUCAAGAGUCUCUCCGUGCCGCUGCUCCAUUGCUGGCUUUUGAUUCUGCCACACCAAAUCUUUUUCCUGUAAUUGUUCCUGCCGCCGUGGGGGGAGGCCCAGCCCGCCACGAACAGUUUGAUUUAAGAUUCAUAAAGGAACUGUAUUCCUCUGUCAGGGACAAUGGCUUACAUUCUCCUUAUACCCUGGGACUUUUUGGCACUAUUUUUCAGCAAAAUCUAAUACCAGAGGAUGUAAAAUUAUUAGCCCGCACUGUUAUGCAGCCUCAUCAAAUGAUUUUGUUUAUACAAGCUUGGCAUUGGGCUUGCCAACGUCGCGUUGAUGGCAUUCGCAACAAUCUCAACAAUGCUGCGCAGGCAGCUCACCAAGCCGCGAUUGCCGCCGCUGGCGCUCCACCUCCAGCCCCUGUUAUGUUGACCCAUACUGAUGUUUUUGACGGCCUGACAGGUGGGGGCAAUUUUCUUACCAUCGCCCAGCAGCUAGCCCUUGAUCCCAUGUAUUGGGAAGCCACUACCGCUGCCGCUCAGGAGGCCCUGUCCGCUGUGCCUGAUGAAAAGACUGAGCGUGAUGGACGUUGGGGCAGCGUCCGGCAAGGCCCUGCAGAGCCUUAUGGACAAUUUGUCGAUCGCUUGUAUAACACCCUCAAGCGGCAAGUUCAGGACGUCGCAGCCCAAGAAGUGAUUGUCCGCCAGCUUGCGUUUGAUAAUGCAAAUGAGGACUGUAAGCAAGCACUGCGCCCUUUGAUGACAACGCCAAAUAUUGCCAUUGCAGAUAUGCUUAAGGCCUGCCAGUCAGUGGGCACUGAGACGCACAAAGCCCGUCUGUUAGCCGCAGCUCUAUCCUCUACAGUAUCCCAGAAUCCUGCCAAGGACAAAACUUGUUUUGGUUGCGGAAAAAUGGGACAUUUUCGUGCGCAGUGCAGAUCCAUCACGCAGCAAUGCCGCCCUAGCACAAAGUGCCCUAUUUGUAAGAAAGGCUUUCACUGGGCUAACCAGUGCCGUUUUGCCGUGCCUCGACAAAGUCAACAACAACAACAAAAACAGCAACAUCAACAAAACCAACUGACGGGAAACCGGCAGUCGGGCCCACCCCGGGCCCAGGCACGACAAUAGGGGAUUCAGCAUGUUCUCCGGUCAUUCCACCGCCAGCACUACCUCACCUUUCUCUAACCCAGGACUUAUGCCUGCCAGUCCCCUAUGUACCACAACAGGCUCAAGUGUCAACAGGGGCUGGUUUUUCUUCUUCAGCACAGUGCCUUGUCUUCCCACUGUCAGAGGUUUUGCAGCAAGGGGUCCAUCUUGUUCCAGAUGUGUUACAUGGAUUACAACACAAUGACCCUUAUGUGACUGUCUUUUCUGAUCGCCCUACGCAUUUGCCGUCUGGUUCUCCUAUUGCCAAGAUUGUGUGCGCUCCGGAGACGAUCCAGAACCAUGAUCCUCUUGUUGCCGCUACUUUUUCAGUCACAGAGGAGCGCCCAAAGAUCCAGAUGACCCUUGGAGGCCGCAUGAUUGAAGGGGUUUUGGACACGGGGGCGGAUUGUUCCGUGAUCGCCUCCAAGGAUUGGCCUCCUGCUUGGCCCACCGAACCAGCUUCUUCUGUUGUCGGCGUUGGAGGCUCUGCCUCGGCCCGCCGCAGCAGGAAUCCUAUUUUGAUUCAAGGCUCUCAAGGCUUUGAAAUGACUAUUUUGCCACUGAUCCUGGACAUUCCUGUCUCCCUUUGGGGGCGAGAUCUGCUUGCUGCAGCGGAUACCACCAUUUCUACAAAUUUAUGCUAAGGGCUGCCCCUGCCAUGCCCCGGACUGCGCUUUCUCUCUGCUGGACCACAGACACCCCCGUGUGGGUAGACCAAUGGCCCUUGCCUAAAGAAAAGCUUGCAGUGGCAGCCCAGUUAAUUUCAGAACAACUUGAACUGGGGCACAUUGAACCUUCCACCAGCCCGUGGAAUACGCCCAUCUUUGUCAUCAGAAAAAAGGCAUCUGGAAAAUUCCGUCUUCUCCAAGACCUUCGAAGGGUUAAUGAACAAAUGCAACCGAUGGGGACCUUGCAACCCGGCAUUCCUAAUCCCAACAUGCUACCACAAAACCAUCAGCUUGCUGUCAUCGAUCUCAAAGACUGCUUUUUCUCUAUCCCUCUGGCACCACAAGACAGACAGCGUUUUGCCUUUACCCUGCCUGUCCUGAACAACUCCCAACCUACCCAGCGCUUUCAAUGGGUGGUUCUCCCACAGGGAAUGCGAAAUUCUCCAACUUUGUGCCAGUAUUUUGUGGAUAAGGCACUUCAACCAUUCCGUGAGCGCCACCCUGUGGUCACCUGUUAUCAUUACAUGGAUGAUAUUUUACUUUCCUCAUCGCACAUUUCUGAUAUUCUUCUCGAGGAUUUGACCCAUGCUCUGAUGCAAGCAGGAUUGACAGUGGCUAAAGAAAAGAUCCAGCGGACCCUGCCUAUUACGUAUUUAGGACAUAAGUUGUCUGCUGCUGCUGCCAUUCCAGUUGCGCCUCAACUACAGUUCCCUGAUCAUCUUAAAUUGGUGGACUUGCAACAACUCCUUGGACAGUUAAAUUGGAUAAAGAGUUACUUGGACCUGCCCACCUCCACUCUGUCUCCACUAUUUUCUGCCCUUAAAGGCCACAAGGAUCCAGCAAGCAAGAUCACAGUUACCCCUGCUAUGGAAGAGGCUUUGACAACUGUGAACAACCAUCUCCGCAGAUGUAUGGUGGACAGGAUCCCUUCCCUUUCCAUGGCACAAUUAUCUCUUGCAGUGUUUGCCACCCCACUCCUUCCAACAGCUAUAUUGUACACCACAGGCCAGAAGCCUGGGACUGUGUCUAUUGUGGAGUGGCUUCACCUGCCUCAUACUCCUCCGCGUAAUGUGUAUGCUACACCCAACAGCGUCAUGGACCUUGUUGUCAGGGGCCGACAUCGGGCCCUUGCCCUCUCUGGAAUGGACUUACAGUCAGUGUACUUGCCCUUCUCCCAGGAAGAAUUCAUGCAUUUAAUGAUGACAGCCGUUCCUACUCAAAUAGCUUUUGCUGAUUUCUUAGGAAAAAUUAUUCACAAUCCCCCUAGAGACCCUCGUUUGUCUUUCCUUACAGGGCUACGUUAUGUCCUGCGAACUGCCUUGUCCCCUCUACCCUUACCCUCCGCUCUCACUGUAUUCACCGAUGGCACUAAGUCCAGGGGGGUGGUGGUGUGGGAUGAGGAGGGGAAAUGGAAAAGUUUAUAUACUACUGAGCAAUCCUCAGCACAACGUGCUGAAUUGGCAGCUGUAAUUUUAGCUUUCCAACAAUUUGCUGAUAUCCCUUUCAAUCUCAUUGUGGAUACGCAGUAUGUGUAUAAUCUGUUGAAUGUGUUACCAUUGUCGUAUAUUACUCCUGCCAUUGAUGAUAAUUUGUUUGCAUUAUUCUCCACUUUGCAGAGCUUGGUACAAGCUAGGACUUGUCAGUUUUAUGUAGCACACCUUAGAUCACAUACUGGUCACCCUGGCUAUUUGGCAGAAGGUAACGACCGGGCAGAUCAAGCUUUGAAGAAUGGCAUCUUUUCUUUAUUUUCUGACCCAUUCGAGAGUCAUUCAGUGUUUCAUCAAAAUGCUAAGGUGUUAGCUAAAUCCUUUUCAUUACCAAUUUCUCAAGCUAGGGACAUUGUGUCACAGUGCGCUGUGUGUUCCAAAUCACCCACAGUCAUUCCUUAUGAUGCAGUCAACCCUAGAGGCUUGCAUCCCCUGGCAAUUUGGCAAAUGGAUGUCACCUACACGCCAUCUUUGGCUCCAUUUUCUAAAGUACAUCUCACUGUGGACACUGCCUCUGGUUUUAUUUGGGCCACGCCCUUGAAAGGAGAGACUACUCGUCAUGUUAUUCAACAUUUAAUGCGUUGUUUUGCUGUUAUGGGAAAACCCCAUACUUUGAAAACUGACAAUGGCCCUGCAUAUAUUUCUCAGGCCUUUUCUGAUUUUUGUUCUUUGUGGGAUGUUAGGUUGACUCAUGGUAUUCCAUUCAAUUCUACAGGACAAGCAAUCGUCGAGCGCUCCCACUUGACUUUUAAGACUCUUCUCAACAAGCAAUUGGGAGGCCGCUCGGCUACUGUUUCUGAAAUACCUAAUAUUGUGUAUCAAGUAUUGUUUACCUUAAAUCAUUUGUUGUACCCUCACAAUAAGGAUUUUACGCCUGCUGAACUUCAUUUCAGGAAAGAAGAAGUACUGCAGCGCCCUCUAGUGUCUUACAGGUUGCUUCCAGAUCCACAGUGGAAGGGUCCAACUUCAUUGCUUUCCUGGGGUCGUGGAUUCGCUGCCAUUGACGUGGACGGAGAAACACGAUGGGUUCCAGCUCGGUGCGUUCGACCUUGGCGCUCUUCUGUUGCCUCGUCUUCGCCCAAGGAGACACCAACGCCUUGAAAUCAUAUUCUACGCUGUCUGCCAGUGAUGACCUCCCACCUGACUUCAACCCGCGUUGCAGUUGGAGACAUCGCCAUAUUGAUGCACCCUGGAUAAAGUCGCCUUCUACAGCUGUUCCGGUGUUUCCUGGCACGUCGAAAGGUCAUCUUCGUCCCUACCUCAUUGACCCCCCGUCCCCCUGGGAAGUCACCAUGACUACCAAUUACCCCUCCGUGGACACUGUGAAGCGCCGCUCUCGUCGUGCUGCUCUUUUGCAGAAGGCUCGUAAGCCUGAACUUUAUCAUCAGAUUUGGACCAACAAUACAUAUGUUAGGGACAUAAAUAAUUUUGCUUCUAUACUUAAUCUUUCCGAAUGUUGGGUGUGUAUGCAUAUUCCUCCUCAAUCAAAAAGAUCUGGCAUAUUAUUGCAUGGUAUUCCUGUAAAUGCUUCAUAUAAGAUUAGUAAUAAUAUGAAAGAUAAUCGUACUAGUUCACCCCUGUGUUUUUGUCGCUUGUAGAAACAGCGUCUCAUUGUUUUCAUUUCAAUCGUAAUAGUAGUAAAUUUUUAGGUCAUUAUCCAUAUUGUAAUUGGACCUAUGAGUAUGUUAAUGGAUCUUCUUGUUUUCUUAAUGUUACCACUAUGAGUGGUAGGCCAAAAGUUUUAGUUAAUAAUGUCACGACCAACAUGACUUAUGAACAACAGGCUAUGUGUAGAGAUUUUUAUGUUUGGUUUGAUUGGAUGAAGAAAAGCAGCAAAUCUACAUGUUUGCUUCGAUCUGAUUUAUGGUUAUUUUGUGGUACUAGAGCCUACAAAGAAAUCCCCUUUGCCUUUUCUGGAACGUGCACCUUAGGAAUAGUCAUACCCCUGGUCUAUAAACUGGACAAGCUCCCAGUGGUUCGUUUGCGUAACAAAAGGGAAGUGCGAUCACCUAUCUCUCAAUAUACAGGGACAGCCGUCUCUAGAUCUCUCCUGCCCUCUUUAGGUGCAGGCAUGAAUUACCGUGAUUUGCACAAAUUGGCUAAUUGGACUGAAGCCUUGUUUAAUUCUACUAUCUUGGCCUUAAAAUUAAUUAACAAAGAAAUGUCAGAAAUGAGAGAUGUGACUCUUGAAAAUCGUUAUGCUUUAGAUGUAAUCCUUGCUUCCAAAGGUGGAGUUUGUGCUUUAAUUCAUUCCCAUUGUUGUAUGUAUAUAUCUGAUCAAUCGGCCAAUAUUUCUGCUACUAUUGAUUAUAUGGAACAAAUGAUAGCCCAUAAUCCUUUGAAUCCUCCCGAAGGUUUUGAUCCAUGGGAAUGGUUGUCUUCCUGGUUGCCUAAUAGAGUGUGGUUAAGGAAAAUUUUACUAAUUGUAAUUUUGCUUGUUGCAGGAUUUAUUGUGUUGUGUUGCUGCAUUCAAUGCCUACCCUCUUUGUUUGCUCAAUGUAGUACCUGGUGGUAUCGUCCAAGACCUACCACUGGAGUCACAAGAGGAAUUUACAUUGCAAGAUAUCAGCGUUUAGGAAAUGAAACAAAUGAUUCUGAUUAG
Molecule: messenger RNA, 11959 nt
Organism: Podarcis lilfordi (Lilford's wall lizard)
Lineage: Eukaryota; Metazoa; Chordata; Lepidosauria; Squamata; Lacertidae
Source: the annotation of a GenBank genome assembly